AUGGCUGGUUCACGCAAUCAUGCGUCUCCGAUGGACUGGAGUUACGAUAAUCAAACCGGGCCAACGGAUCCGUCGUCGCCGUUUUCGCGGCAGAACAUAGAGCGACAGAUGCAAGGAGGACCACCUAGAAAAAGACAUUAUGGCGAAACUGCAGUAACACCAAUUAAGGACCGACAGUUCGAUAUGACGACACCAUCUUCGAAGCCGUUCUUCUUUACCCCAUUCCAAAAUCCACUCGACUCGUCUGCGUUCAAGACAGCUCGCGAUUUGAGGUCUCCGUCUGUGAAUUCCGAUGCAGAAGAUUCACCUGCACCCGGUGUCGCGGGAAUGGACUCGAUGAUGACAGAUGAUACUCCGACAAAGACGCCAAUGCCAAUGCCAUUAGCGGUAGCGAAGAAGGGAGAAGAGUCGAAUCCUGACACGAAACCCGACGCGACAAUAAAGAAGCAACAGGGAGCAAAGGGAUUGUUUGGGAAUUUUGGAUUCUUGCCACCGAAGAAAACCAGCAAGGGCGAGAAGAAGGCACACAAGUUCAGCGACAAGGCAGCGAAGAAAGUGGAAAGGAGACGACGGAAGCAAGGGUCGGGUCAAAAUGUGUUUUGGGCCCAUUCGGGAGAUUCUUACGAUUCUGAGGAUUCCGAUAGUCCGUUCGCACCGGCGACCAAUAAACGACGAUCACAACGGACUUGGGCGGAGACACAUCGGGAUAUACCACAAGUGCUGUCGCAAUACUUACAGCUGACAAUAAACAUUCUGAUCGCGUCCGUGGUGAUGUACUUUGUUUAUCUGGUCUGGAGUACGAUUCAGAAGGACGUGAACAAGAAGAUCGAUGAUUACACGGCUGUAGCCCAACUCAAGGUGGCGGCUUGUAACGCAAAGCUCGUGGAGAAUAGAUGCCAACCGGGUUUGAUGGUACCGGCGAUGGCAGAACAGUGCAUGGAAUGGAGGGCAUGCGCGGAGAUGGACCCGUAUAAUACGGGAAGGAGUCAGGUGUCAGCUGAGACGUUCGCGCAGAUUAUCAAUGGGUUCGUGGAACAUAUUAGUUACAAGAGCAUGGUGUUCUGUCUGGCGCUGGCGUUCGGGUGUAUAUUUUUUAGUAAUUUCGCGUUUGGGUUCUUUCGAGCGAAGGUGGGGGGACAUCCAGCACCGGUUUUGGCGGCGGCAGCACCUCGGCUUAUGUAUGGGGGUGCGGCUGGAGUGGUGCAUCAGAUUCAUUCGUAUCCGGCGACGGGUACGGCAAUAUUUGCGACACCUGCACCUGGGGGGAAAUCGAAGAAAGGGAAGAGCCACGGCAACGUUGAUAAUAUCAAGCAGACACCUUUUUUCACGGCGAGGAAGGCGGUCAGGCCGGAGGAUGACGAGGAUGAUGAUGAUUACGAUGGUGAUGAGUAUGACGGGUAUUCACAGACGCCAACGGUAUCACGGAGACGGGUUCUCUUUUGA
Molecule: messenger RNA, 1443 nt
Organism: Orbilia oligospora ATCC 24927
Lineage: Eukaryota; Fungi; Ascomycota; Orbiliomycetes; Orbiliales; Orbiliaceae
Exons: 2
Coding region: 1-1443 (480 amino acids)
Biological process (GO): nuclear envelope organization; lipid homeostasis
Cellular component (GO): nuclear membrane; nuclear envelope
Source: RefSeq, a predicted model, not a curated record